Uranotaenia lowii is the source of this 1154-nucleotide messenger RNA. RefSeq names its product cytochrome P450 6a2-like. The transcript is spliced from 3 exons. Gene Ontology annotation, molecular function: iron ion binding; oxidoreductase activity, acting on paired donors, with incorporation or reduction of molecular oxygen; heme binding. NCBI's taxonomy places the organism in Eukaryota, Metazoa, Arthropoda, Insecta, Diptera, Culicidae. The record is from RefSeq and is a predicted model, not a curated record. The coding region runs from base 6 to 1154 and encodes 382 amino acids.
UCGCGAUGGGUCUCGUUGGGUUAGUUCUUCUUUUGCUGCUCGGCUCCCUGACUGUCGUGUAUCUUUAUCUUCGGAGUAAGCAAACUUUCUGGAAAAGGCGGAACAUUCCGGCCGCAGGGAAUCCGCACCUGUUGUAUGGAAACGUUUCGGAUUGGAUAAAGCUAAAGGAACAUUCGGCUGUUGCGCAGCAACGUAUCUAUCGGGACUUACGCCGCAAAGGGUUGACUUUCGGGGGAUUCAACAACCUGUUCACCCCGUCGAUUCUGCUAGCCGAUCCGGAACUGGUGAAGCAUAUCCUGGUUAAGGAUUUCAAUGUGUUCCAGGAUCGGGGCCUGUACGUCGAUCCCGAAGUAGACCCCCUAAAUGCGAAUCUGUUCAAUCUCGAGGGACUGCAAUGGAAGGUGAUGAGACAGAAAUUGUCACCAACCUUCACUUCCGGAAAGAUGAAGAUGAUGUACGAUAUUGUGGUGGGCGUGGCCGAUGAAAUGAACAAGUUUAUGGAAGUGAACUACCAUCGAAAGGACCUUGAUAUUAGGGACGUAUUGCAGCGAUUUACGACGGAUGUGAUCGGAAAUGUAGCCUUCGGAAUCGAGUGCAAUACUAUGCAAAAUCCGGAUUCCGACUUUCGGAAGAUGGGAUGCAAAGCUUUUCAGUUUACCACCUGGAAUUUGAUGAAAACAUUCGUUGCCAUGCAAUAUCGCGGUUUGGCCAAAACGUUGAAGAUUAAACUCAUGGAGGACGAUGUUGAGCGGUUUUUCUUGGAUAUUACUAAAAGCACUGUGAAGCUACGUGAGCAAAGCAACGUUCAGAGAAACGAUUUUCUAAAGCUUUUGUUGGAAAUCAAAAAUCAAGGGAAGCUCAGUGAUGACCCUAAUUCAGGUGGCGAAGGAUUAUCCAUGAGGGAACUUGCUGCACAAUGUUUCGUAUUUUUCCUAGCUGGCUUCGAAACAUCUUCAACUACCAUGAAUUUCUGCCUCUAUGAGCUUGCCAAGAACCCUGAUGUACAAGAUCAGCUGAGGAAAGAAAUCAACCAAGCUUUGACACAAGAUAACGGCAACAUCAAGUAUGACACGCUGAUGGGCAUGGAUUAUCUGGAUCGUGUCGUAAACGAAACCCUUCGAAUGCCAGACAGUGAAUGGCUCUCGGAACGCUGA